This is a messenger RNA of Olea europaea var. sylvestris, 696 nucleotides long. RefSeq lists its product as uncharacterized. The record is from RefSeq and is a predicted model, not a curated record. The transcript has a single exon. The coding region runs from base 1 to 696 and encodes 231 amino acids. NCBI's taxonomy places the organism in Eukaryota, Viridiplantae, Streptophyta, Magnoliopsida, Lamiales, Oleaceae.
AUGGCACGUCAACCAACACAAGCUGCUAUGUUUAGGGAUUUGUUGAGAGCAGUGCAAGAUCUUGGUAAGCAGCAAACACAAGCGCCUCCACAAAAUGCACAAACUAACUCCAACACUACGAGCUCAGUUGUGGAACAGUUUCGUCGUUACAAGCCCCCUACCUUUAAUGGGAUAGCUGGCCCUCUGGCAGCCGAAGAAUGGAUAAGGGGUUUGGAACGAAUCUUCAAGCAUCUCUCUUGCACCGAUGCCCAAAAGGUUUUAUGUGUAGAGUUCAUGCUAGUUGAUGCAGCUGGCCACUGGUGGGAGUCCGUUUCACGGACUAGAACUGAGGCACAACAACGUAACCUCACCUGGGCACGUUUCAAAGAGGAGGUGAUGGGAAAAUAUUUUCCACAAGCCCUGAGAGAUCGAAAGGAGAUAGAAUUUCUACAACUUAAGCAAGGAAAGAUGGCAUUGCUUGAUUAUGAGAGGAAGUUCGAACAACUUUCCAGGUAUACAACGCAUCUAGUGGAUACAGAGCAAAAGAAAGCUAGAAGGUUCGAACUCAGACUGCGCCCAGAAAUCGGAGGAAUCAUGGCAUCUCAUGAAUUUACUACGUACAGUCAAGUUCUACAACGAGCUCAAGCAAUUGCAAAUCGACUAGGACUCGAUCAAACAACUCAAGAAAGUACUGAAUUUUCAGGAAAGAGGAAAUGA